AUGCGACCCGAAGCAGCGGCCCCAAGGGAAACAGGCAGGAACAGGCUGAGAGCCCGUGCACACCGCACACCUCUGCCUAGAAUCCUGCUCGCCAAAGUCCAGUCACUGGAGAACAAGCUCAAUGACCUCAGGGCCAGGGCGGACACGGACACUGCUUUAUGCGAGCUGCAUGAAGCACUCACACAGCACCAGACUCAACACCGGGACGCUGUGCUUAUUGUGGCGGGGGACUUUAACAGCGCCAACCUCAAAUGCACAGCACCAAACUUUUACCAACACAUCAGCUGCCCCACCAGGGAUGAGCUAAACACCUUUCAUGCUCGCUUCGAGGCUGCAGCUCAGAGCACUAACAGCGCUAUAGGCAGCACACACGAGGAGCAUGCCGGAGAGGACAGCGCGCUCAUCAUCUCAGAGCACGAUGUAGAACAGACGUUCAGCUAUUUGGAGAUUCAGGGCAUCACAUGUACCAAACCCACACAGUGUGUGUUGGAGUAUGAGAGGGGUCAGAUCUCCCUCAGACUGAUGUCCAUGGAAGAGGUGAACGAGGUGGUGUGUCACAUCGGGGUGUGUGUGCAGAGGAUCUGUCCUGCUCUGUCUCCUGUUAAGGUGAUGAAGAAGUUGUCCAUGGAGCCUCCAGAGAGGGUCACAGCUCUGCAGAGUGUCUGGGAGACUCAUAGUUCAGGAGAAUCCGGACCCUGUGGUGGAUUCUCUCAGCAGUACAGGUGUGUGUGUGACUGGCUCGGCUUGCCUUAUAGAGAAGAAGUUCAGUGGGACGUGGACACAAUUUAUCUGACACAGGACACACGGGAGCUGAACCUGCAGGACUUCAGUCACCUGGAGAACAGGGAUUUAAUAGCAAUAAUCGCCGUUCUGGAGUUUAACCAGUGGUUCACUAAACUCACCACCAAGGACUAUAAACUGUCCGCAGAUGUGUGUGAUCAGAUUUUGAGAGUUGUUGCGCGAUCCAGUCGCCUGGAGGAACUCGUCCUGGACAACGCAGGACUCAAGACGGAUUUUGCACAGAAGCUGGCAAACGCUCUCUCUCAGAACUCCAGCUCAGGACUGCACUCACUAAACCUCUCCAACAAUCCUCUGGAGGACAGAGGAGUUGCUUUUUUAGGCGCUCAGUUUGCUAAACUUCGCAAAGGCCUCAAACACCUCAACCUCUCCAGAACCUCCUUAUCACCCAAAGGGGUGAACAGCCUCGCCCAGUCGCUGAGUUCUAACCAGUCCAUGGCCAGCACACUGAGCUUCCUGGACCUCUCAGGGAACCUCCUGCGUGGAGAUGAUCUCUCGCAUUUUUAUCAUUUCCUGGGACAGCCAAACAACCUGAGUACGCUAGACCUGUCCAACACCGACUGCUCGCUCGACACGCUUUGCUCUGCUCUCCUGAAAGGAUCUCUUCAGCAUCUCUCAGUUCUCAACGUGUCCAAGAGUGUCUUCGCCCACAGGAAAGGUAAAGAUAUUUCUCCUGCGUUUAAGCAGUUCUUCAGCAGCGCCAUGGCUCUCAACACCAUCAACAUCUCCGGAACCAAACUUCCACCUGAGGCUUUAAAAGCACUCCUGCUGGGUCUGGCCUGUAACCCCAACCUGAGGGAGGUGUCUCUGGACCUCAGCUGCUGUGAGCUCCGCUCUGGAGGCUCACAGAUCCUGGAAGGCUGCAUUGCUGAGAUCCCCAACAUCUCCAGUCUGGAUAUCUCUGAUAACGGUCUGGACUCGGAUAUGGGCACGCUGCUGGUGUGGCUCGCCAAGAACCGCUCCAUCAGACACCUGUCCCUCGGCAAGAACUUCACCAACAUCAAGUCAAAAAAUCUGGCUCCAGUCCUCGACAACCUUGUUCACUUGAUCCAGGAGGAAGAAUCACCUCUGGUGUCUCUGUCUCUGGCCGACUCGAAGCUGAAGGCAGAUCUGAGUAUUGUCCUGAACGCUCUGGGCAGUAACAGCUCUCUGACCCGAGUGGAUAUCAGUGGGAACGGGAUGGGGGACCUCGGGGCCAAGAUGCUGGCUAAAGCCCUGCAGAUUAACAGCAAGCUCAGGACAGUCAUCUGGGACAGAAACAACAUCAGUCCACAGGGUCUACAGGACGUCGCUGCAGCACUGGAGAAGAACUUCACCAUCCGCUUCAUGCCCAUCCCCAUCAUCGACGCUUCUCAGGCUCUGAAGGCCAGUCCAGAGAAGACAGAGGAUGCACUGAUGAGGAUGGAGAACUACCUGUUCAGGAACCAUGAAACUCGUAAAUAUGUUCAGGAGCAGGCGUACCGUCUUCAGCAGGGCAUCGUGACCACCACCACACAGCAGAUGAUUGACCGGAUCUGUGUGAAGGUACAGGACCACCUCAACUCUCUGAAGAACUCAGAGCAGGAUGCCAUACUGGAAGAUAUCAGAAUAGCGGAGAACUUGAUCAAGGACGCGAGGAACUCAAAAACGCUCCUCCCCAACCUGUACCACCUCGGCGUCGCGUCCCGGAAGGAGCUGAACGGUUCCUCUGUUGGUCCAAUCCAGGAGAAACUGGACUCCAUGGCUGGAGAAGUGGCUCAGGUCAUGGAUGAGCAGCUCCAGAGUCUUUUGGAGUCGAUGGUGGACACGGCGGAGAGUCUCUGUCCUAAUGUGAUGCGGAAACCCAACCUGCGUCAUGAGCUGAUCAAAGCAGGGACUGGGAAGAUGACGGUACCUCGAAGCUUCGUCAAGAACACACUUCUCGAGCAGUCUGGCAUUGACAUCAUCAACAAGAUCAGUGAAGUGAAGCUGAGUCUGGCUUCAUUCCUCUCCGACCGGAUCGUCGAUGAAAUUUUGGAAGCGCUCUCUGGCUCUCAGAAUACGCUGGGGGAGCACCUGGUGAGGAAAGGGCGUCCCUUGGUGCAGCAGGAGUCCAUGGACUUGGAUGUUCCAGAGGCCAGAAUCUCCAAACGGAGCACCAUGGAACUGCUGGAGGCUGAGAGGCUAGACGACAUUGAGACCUGCAUGAUGACUCCAAAGUCGAAAAGGAAGAGUAUCCACAGCCGGAUGCUGAGACCUGUCUCCAGAGCAUUUGAAAUGGAGUUUGACCUGGACAAGGCUCUGGAGGAUGUCCCCAUCCAUGUUGAAGACCCUUCACCUUCUGCCAAAAUGGACAAAAAGUCAUCAGGGGUUGUGGGAGAGCUGCCGUCUGAGGAAGCCAAAAAACUCCAACAUUACACCAAAUUACGACCCAAGAGGAACAAGAAGACCCAGUCAAGCAAGGUUCCUCAGGUCAGCAGGAUGCCAUCUCAGGACGGAGAGCAGAACGGCCUCAUGGGAAGAGUGGACGAGGGUGUGGAUGAGUUCUUCACCAAGAAAGUCACCAAGAUGGACAAGAAGCAGUCCUUGAAGGCCUCAGACUCUCAGGAUGCUGAAAGGAAGCGAGAUUUGCGCAAAGGAGGCUUCCUGAACCUCAUCAAGUCCCGCUCAGGCAAAGACAAGGAGAAGGACAAGGAAAAAGACAAGGAGAAGGAGAAAGACAAGGACAAAGACAAGGAAAAAGAAAAAGAGAAGGACAAGGAGAAGGCUUCUACUUCAGCCCCACCUCUGUCCCCAGUCCCCCAGGCUGCGGAGGAACCCUUGUCUCCUAAGGCCAAGUCCCAGUCAUUACGUUCGGAGCGCAGCAGCAGUUCCGAGCGCUCUGAGGAACUGAAGACUCCCGACUAUGGAGUCCAGGUGAUGGGCUCCGGCCUUCUCGCCGAGAUGAAGGCCAAGCAGGAGAAGAGAGCCAAGAUCUCUGACUCCUCGUUGAGUCCAGAGAAGCCAGACGGACCUCCACCAGUUCAGGGAAAGGUGGAGGUCAGCAGCACUGUGAUGCCCCCUGACCGAACUACUCGGGUCGGGAGCGAUUUUAAACCAGAGACAGCACCGAGGACCCGAGGGUCAGGCCCAAACCCGACCAGCCCGAAACCACCUCCUCCUCAGAGUGCUAAACCGAGCCCAGGCCCUCGACCGGCUCUCCCGCAGAAACCCCGCAGCAGCAGCACACGCAGCAUCGACGAGAGCUCCGAGGCUCCUGUAGGAGGUCAGAAGGCUCCGUCUACACUCAGAAAAUCUCCCUGGGAAAAGGAUGGAUCCUUGAAUUCUCCACAGAGCAGCUCAGGCUCCAAGAACUCCACUCAGGAAGUGGACAUGACAGGAGGAGACGUUAGCGUAUUUAAAGUCGAGUCUGAGCUGGACAAACCAGCAGCAUCUCACCAGGAGGAGGCGGAGAGCGAGCGAGAGCGCAGGACAUCCCUCUCCAGACCUGCGAGAACGUCCUUGAGCACCAACCAGCAGAGCUCAAACCAGAACGGGUCAAAGGUCAAGGACAAAGCAGCCGAGAAGGACAAGGACUCGGGUCAGAGCAGCAGAUCAGCAGAUUCUGCAGAGGAAACGGAUAAAGAUUUUAUUUUUGUAUAGAAUGAGAGAGAGAGAGAGAGAGAGACCACAUCACUCAGUGUUUCGUCCGUUUCAGGAAUCAAGACUGUUAAAAGUACUGAUGCAUUCCAGCUGCACUCUCAGAUACGUGUGUGUGUGUGUGUGUGUGUGUGUGUGUGUGUGUGUGUGAGAGAGAUAAUGCACUCUCAUUCAAUUCUUCCGUAGCGUCUGAUCCGGUGUCUGAUCACCGAGACAGUGGAGGUUUGGCCGUAUGACGUGUCCUGCAUUAAUACCCUCUCUUCAGGGCUGAAACACUGUUAAAGCAUUGACCGAUGUCUCGUUUCUGCACCGACACUAAGGGGCACUUUGCUAUCUGCCCUCGUGCCUUAGAGCUCCACUAUACUGUGAUCAGACUGAGCAGGACACUGACGGCAUCAACGUGUGCACGUCUGAUUAUCCAACAAUAACACGAAGAGAAGAUUUCUCUGUAGUGUGUCUGUGUGUGUCUGUGUGUGUGUGUGUGUCAGGACUUUCAUCCAUUUCUAGUCUGUUUUUUAAGAAGAACAGAUCAGACUCCUCAUAUGAGAUCGGAUUUCACACGUCUGACUUUGUCCUGUUCUUUCGAGUUAUGCUGCAUGUUUGUUGUGUAUCUGCUCGUGUCUCAGCCUGGCUGAGUCUUUGGGGUAUGUGUACAAAAUCUGAUCUAAAAUCAGACAUCUAAUCUCAGACUCUUCACUUCACUGUGCUGAUCUUGAAUCAUAUUCUUCCACUCACGAGAUUUAAGGUUCGGACUUCAGACACAACUCGUGAUCAGACACUUCCUGAAUGAUUGAUCUGAAUUUAUGAUCAGACUCUUUUGACCUAAGAUCAGAUUUUUCCAGUUAUAGGAUCUGGGAUCUGAUCUACCCCAAUCAUCUCACAAAUUGUGUUCAGAAAUUAGAUUUCUCAGGUUAAUUGUGGCCUGGUAUCAGACCCAUCCUGUUUAAAAUGAUUACAGAUCAGACUCGUCUGUCUCCUAUUUAGGGAGAUUCGGAUCAGAUUUAUUCUGGGUUUUGUUGAGAUAAGAUCAGACCACUUUGAUGAUUAAAUGUUUCUAACCAAUCUCGGAUCAGACUUGAAUUUAUAAUAAUGUGUUUUUUAAGAGAUGGAUGAUUGAGGAUCAUUAGAUUGGACUUAUUUUUAGGGAUUUAGGAUUGGACAUUUCUUUAUUUAUUCCUUUGUUAUCAACAUCAGACACAGUGAUGAGUGAUCGGACUUCUCUGUUAGCAAUGAUUCAAGAUCAGAAUGGGAGUUGAUAUUAGAUCAGAUUGCCCUGGUUUAUAGUAAUUUGUGAUCAGAAUCCUUCUAUGUUUAUAAUCAUGUCUGAGAUCAGACUUGUGUCUUUAUGCUAAAAAUCAGACUGUAUCAUAUGCUUCCGGUUCCUGAGAUCAGAGUUUUAUGCUCUCAGAUUCUUCAUCUGAUUAUGCUACUCGAGGAACUUCUGUAGGCAGUGUGUACAAAUCUGAUUCUGGAUCAGACUCCUCUGUGUUUGGAUCAGAUUCUAAUCUUACAUGAUGAUGGAAGAUGAUUGGACCAGAGCCCAGGUUCCUCAUGACUUUUUUCUUCCCUUUUGCUGGAUUUCCACUGUGUGUGUGUGUGUGUGUGUGUGUGUGUGCGCGCAGUCAGAUCCAAAGAGUCCGAGUCAGCGAAUGAGGACAGGUUUUAUUUCCUCUUGUGUUAAUUAAACGAACAAAAAUUCAAAUAUAAACAAAAGCAGCUCCAUGAUGAUGAUCUGUGAUUAAAAAAAUCUGAAUAAAUAAAUAAAUCUUUCAAAAAACAUUUUUAAUUUAUUUUCAUUAACUGAAGACGGGUCAUCUAUAGCUAAUUUAAGAAAACAAAUUUUUUGGAAUUUUGAAGUAUUUUUUUUACCUGUUAGUUUGUGAUUUGUGAAUGAAAUUGUGCACUUUUUUUAGACACAUUUAAAGAAAAGGGGUGGAGCUUAGAGCAGAUGAUUGACAGCUCAUAAUAAAACCUGAUGUUCUGACCUGUUUUAAUGAUUGGGGGUGGAGUUUAUGUUAAUGAGGUAGUGAGCACAUUCAGGAGCUGGUGCUUUCCUUUCAAGUUGUUUUCCUCUUCUCUUUUGCCUGCUCCACAUCCUUCCUCUUCCUCGUCCUCUUCCUCUUCACUUGUACAUUUUGUUGAUAUGAAUGAUUUAUAUGAAUGUGAUUGUAUAAUGAUUUAAUGUUAUUAUUCUUAUUUUCUUUAAUGUUAAGGGAGACUGUGAUUGAUGUGUGUAUGCAGAUCAGUGUUAAUAUAUAAUGUGAUUAUUAUUAUUUUUUUUAUUUUUUUUAAGUGUGUGUGUGUGUGUGUGUGUGUUAAUGUCAGUAUUUGGAUCUGGUUUGAACUCUAACUCAUUUCACUCGUGCACUGUGUAAUUUGUGGACGUUUCUUUUUUUCGGACACGUUUUUAUCAAUGGGAUUAAAUCUGAUUUUACACA
Messenger RNA from Hemibagrus wyckioides, 6833 nucleotides. RefSeq names its product F-actin-uncapping protein LRRC16A-like. Bases 1 to 4398 code for a protein of 1465 amino acids. The transcript has 38 exons. The record is from RefSeq and is a predicted model, not a curated record. Gene Ontology annotation, molecular function: protein binding. Gene Ontology annotation, biological process: regulation of Arp2/3 complex-mediated actin nucleation; cell migration. NCBI's taxonomy places the organism in Eukaryota, Metazoa, Chordata, Actinopteri, Siluriformes, Bagridae. Gene Ontology annotation, cellular component: plasma membrane; lamellipodium.